GAAGAGGGAUUUAUACAAUUGAGACCGAAUUGGUUAGACCUUGUCACGAAAAGAUGUAAAGAGAUUAACUGAACUUCAAUGUUACGCUAUCAUUGGCCGUAGUGUCGCACUGAGUGAUUCUCGGAAUUGUCAAAAUUACUCAUGACGAAAAGCAUCAACUUGGAUUGUCGCAACGCUACAGACCUGCAACGAUCAGAAGUGGUCAUGUUCAACUUCAAUAACCAUUACUCAGGUGAAACGAUUUCACACAAGCAAACGUCGAGAUCUAACUUAGACUUAAAUAUAUAUGUCACACCAAUGAAUAAUUCUUCAACAAUAAAAUCAUUUUAUUUCAAAUGUCCAUCGAAGGAACCGUCCAAGUUUAUGGUGUGAUUAUUGUACGAUGAAACAUGUUACUCAAAAG
Meira miltonrushii is the source of this 403-nucleotide messenger RNA. RefSeq lists its product as uncharacterized. The coding region runs from base 142 to 372 and encodes 76 amino acids. NCBI's taxonomy places the organism in Eukaryota, Fungi, Basidiomycota, Exobasidiomycetes, Exobasidiales, Brachybasidiaceae. The record is from RefSeq and is a predicted model, not a curated record. The transcript has a single exon.